Molecule: messenger RNA, 926 nt
Organism: Onychostoma macrolepis
Lineage: Eukaryota; Metazoa; Chordata; Actinopteri; Cypriniformes; Cyprinidae
Product: lysozyme g
Exons: 5
Coding region: 139-696 (185 amino acids)
Biological process (GO): defense response to Gram-positive bacterium; peptidoglycan catabolic process
Cellular component (GO): extracellular region
Molecular function (GO): lysozyme activity
Source: RefSeq, a predicted model, not a curated record
AGGAAGAACAUCUGAGAUAAACAGAGAAACAACUCCCUCUGCGAUCAUAUAUAAUCCAGCCCUGCUGAGGUGUGAUUUAGUGAAAAGUCUCAUCAGAUUCAGUGACUUGCUCUUUCACAGCAAUUCUACAUCAACAUCAUGGCAUACAUUUAUGGAGACAUCAUGAAAAUAGACACCACCGGUGCAUCAGAGGCGACAGCAAAACAAGACAAAUUAACCAUUAAGGGGGUUGAAGCCUCUAAAAAACUGGCUGAGCAUGAUCUGGCCCGGAUGGAGAAAUACAAGAGUAUGAUCACUAAAGUUGGCAAAGCAAAGAAGAUUGAUCCGGCUGUGAUUGCUGCCAUAAUAUCCAGAGAGUCCAGAGCUGGAGCCCUCCUGAAGAAUGGAUGGGAACCCGUAGGCAAUGGCUUUGGCCUUAUGCAGGUUGACAAACGCCACCACACUCCAGUUGGUGCAUGGGACAGUGAGCAGCAUGUCACACAAGCUACUGAGAUACUCAUUGGCUUCAUUCAAAAAAUUAAAGUAAAUUUUCCCAAGUGGACACAAGAGCAAUGCUUUAAAGGGGGAAUAGCAGCCUAUAACAAAGGUGUGAGUAGAGUCACUUCGUAUGAGACUAUCGAUGCCAUAACCCCACAUCACGACUACUCCAAUGAUGUUGUUGCCAGAGCCCAAUGGUUCAGAAGCAAGGGUUACUGAAGAACAGCAGUUUCUGAGCAGUUAAACUCUUGUGAAAUAUAUGCAAUGUAUUAACUUCACUGGAUUACUCCUCAUUAUUGAAGUUACUGUAUUUGUGUCACAUAAACAUAGCUUCUGUUUUAAUAUCUUUGUUUUCUGUAUCUUUUGAUUCAGUAAGUAAUCCAAUAACUAAGAGCUAAACUACAUGUCACUGCAUAAUAUGAUAUGACGAAAUAAACUUUUUUUUUUCA